Molecule: messenger RNA, 3155 nt
Organism: Linum tenue
Lineage: Eukaryota; Viridiplantae; Streptophyta; Magnoliopsida; Malpighiales; Linaceae
Source: the annotation of a GenBank genome assembly
AUGUCUGCCAGAGUGCUUCGGAUUGCUGCCAGCCAUUUUAAGGUGCACUCAUUUUCAAUUCACUCGCCUAAGCCCCUUGACUUCCAUUUUGCGCGGCUUCAUUCUUCUAGCUUGUAUUACCUCCAUCAGUUCUGCCCUUCUUCCCCUUGCUCCGGUGCGCAUCCUUUGAACUUGAACGAAUGCCGGAUAUUAGUUGUCGGACUUUCUAGAUUGAUAAAGAGCAAGAAAGGAUUCGUCUUGAAGGCAUUUUCUCUCAAGUUUUCCCCUUACUUCCUGGUGAAGACCAUGAAACUGUUGGAAUCCCGUGAAGCCGCAUUUGCAUUCUUCAAACUUGCGUUUCAGAAUGAUGAUUCUCAGGAUACAGUUGAGUCCUGCUGCAUUGCGGCCCACGCCUUGGCUGCGGAGAAUUUCAGGUGUCUUGCACAGGAUGUUGUUUCGUUGGUGUUUCGGAGAAUCGGGUCUCGGAGGAGUAGAGAGUUGGUGGAUUUUAUGUGGGGCAAGCACAGUGGAUUUGAAUCUGAUUUCUCAGUUCUUGACACUAUCAUGCGCAGUUUCUUGAAUGCAAAUAUGGGUUAUGAGGCGCUUGACAUUUUAGGCAGGAUGAGGGAGUCAGGAGUUAGGCCAAGUUCAUCUGCUAUCACUAUUCUGUUGAAGUUUCUGCUCAAAGUUGGUGAUUUCGCUGGUACGUGGAAGUUGUUCAGGGACGUUGUUCGCGUAGGUAAAGGAAAUGUAGAAGAAGCGAGAAAGAUAUUUGAUGGGAUUGAGCAAUUCGGUCUCUCGCCUACUGUUUCAACAUACAAUACGAUGUUGAAUGGAUAUCUGAAGGCAAAGAAAGUCACUCAGGCAAAGAUGCUUUAUGAAGAAAUGAAAAGUAAGUGCAUACCGCCAGAUGGUGUGACAUUCAAUACGUUAGUCGCUGGAUAUUAUAGGUAUGGGAGCGGAGAGGAUGUUGACCGCUUGUUGACAGAUGUAUCUGUAUCAGGGUUGCUUCCACCUUGUUCACUAUAUGAUAUCUCCAUUGCAGGGCUAUGUUGGGCAGGGCACAUGGACAAAGCAAUUCAACUCCUGAAAGAUGUUCUGGAGAAGGGAGUAUGUCUAAGUAGUGUUGCUUUUAAUUCUGUUAUUGUUGCCUGUAGCCAAUUAGGACAAGAAGAGAAUGCCUAUAAAGUCUAUAGACUCAUGCUCACUUUCGGUAUAGCUCCUUCUUCUCUGACAUGCAGUUCCUUACUUAUGGGUUUGUCCAAGAAAGGUAGAGUGCAAGAAGCAACAGAACUUUUGCAUAAAAUGAUUGACAAGGGAUUUCGUAUCAACAGAAAAGCUUUUACGAUUAUCGUGGAUGGGUGUUUCAAGAGAGGGGAUGUUGAUGGGGCUUGCAGUCUAUGGGAUGAAAUGGAAGGGAUGGGUAUGCAUGCUGAUGUUGUUGCCUAUUCAGCUGUCAUUGAUGGCCUUUCGAAAGCAGGCUUGAUGGAAGAGGCAUAUAAUGUAUUCUUGGAAAUGUCAAUGAAAGGCUGCAUCCCCAAUAGUUUUACAUACAACUCCUUGAUUCUUGGGUUUUGCAACUCUGGGAAUCUAAGUCAUGCUCUGCAGUUGGAGAAAGGGAUGAGGCAACAAGGCCUUCUUCCUGACACAUUUACAAUGAAUAUCAUCAUUCGCGGAUUCUGUAAAGUAGGAAACAUGAAGAUGGCGGAGGAUGCAUUUGCAGAAAUGUUUCGUUCUGGUUUAACCCCUCCUGAUAUUGUCACAUACAACACUUUGAUCAGUGGAUAUUGCAAAGCAUUUGAAACGGUUCAUGCAGAUGAGCUAGUGCAGAGAAUGUAUGCGGGGGGAUGGGAACCAGACAUCAACACGUAUAACAUCCGAAUUCAUGGGUAUUGUAAUACUAAAAAAAUGAAUCGAGCUGUGAUCCUGCUGAAUGAGUUGAUCACAAUGGGGAUUACUCCAGACACGGUAACAUACAACACCUUGAUAAGUGGAGUAUGUACAGAUGUUCUGGAUCGUGCGGUGAUCUUGAGUGCCAGACUAAUUAAAAUGGGGUUUGCGCCAAAUGCUGUCACCACCAAUAUAUUGCUGUCUCAGUUUUGCAAACAAGGAAUGCCUGAGAGGGCCUUGAUGUGGGUCAAGCAAUUGAGUGAGAUUCCAUUUGUUCUGGAUGAAAUUUCUUAUAAGAUUAUGGGGAGAGCUUUCAGCAAUAUCCAGAAUAAGGUGGAACUUGUGCGAGGAACAUAUGAAAAGACACUCUUUCUGGAUUUCCUCAUGUAUAUCACAUAUGAUUAUUUUUGUAGAACUAGCCGUAAGGCACAGAGGACUACAGUUGAGGAUCCUCUUAAACUGACUGAACUUUCUUGUGUUGGAUAUUGAGCAUAAGGAUCAGUCUAUAGAGGAGAAAGGCAUUACAUUGCAAAAGGCGAUAGGGAAAGGAGACCAGAGUCUCACCAGUUCCUAGGCCAUGUGCAUUGUUGAAGCAACCAAAACAAGUUUGCCAUGAUUCUGAUUGUUCUGCAAAGACUUCUCUUUGCAGUCUUGACAAUCAAUGCUCACAACAAACUGAACCCUGUCAAGCAUGACCUUUACUUAGGAGACUGAAUUCUGUAAGGGCAAUUCAGUCUGGCUGUAUGUUACAAGGAAGGAGGCAUGUGGCAUCGCUCCUCAUCUGAUGUCAUGGGUAUGCUUGGGCCUUGGGAUACUGAAACGAAAAGGCACGACCUGGAGAAGCAAUGAGCAAAAUCAGAUUCUCGGGUGCGCUGUUGCUGGAAGCCAAGAAUUUCAUUGUGGAGAAUAGAUAUACCUCUACGCUUUGGAUAGUAUGUAAAUUCGCCUAGCAUUUGGAGAAGAAUGGAUUGCUGCUGAACUCUGCAAAUGGAAAUGGCAGCAUGGACAUUUUCAGGUUCUCCGCCCCUACCCUCGUGUAUUACCGAUCCUCCAAAGGUCGGCCAAUGGAGAUUGCUCAGUGUGACAACCAAACUUUUGAACCAGCAGCAUCCACAAGCUCCCUUCCUCAGUACAAUCACCACCGGUUAAUAUCGAUGUCAAUCCCAUGUGUAACAGUUCAAGCUUAUAACUGUACUGCAUGCCUAAAGCAUUUCAUUGCAACAUGAACAUGUCUUGAGCUAUAUGCUAUUAUUAUCAGUGUCAUCAACGAGGUCACCAUUCACCAA